This is a messenger RNA of Toxotes jaculatrix (banded archerfish), 10799 nucleotides long. RefSeq names its product microtubule associated serine/threonine kinase family member 4 (gene mast4). The record is from RefSeq and is a predicted model, not a curated record. Gene Ontology annotation, biological process: intracellular signal transduction; peptidyl-serine phosphorylation. Lineage: Eukaryota; Metazoa; Chordata; Actinopteri; Toxotidae. The transcript is spliced from 30 exons. Bases 541 to 8178 code for a protein of 2545 amino acids. Gene Ontology annotation, molecular function: magnesium ion binding; protein serine/threonine kinase activity; ATP binding.
CCGCAGAUACCGGGCCGUGGACUCCUCUGAGCACUGCUCCCAUCACCGUCCUCACCGAGGGACGAGUGGACUGGCUGUACAUCAUAAAGACGGUUAGAGCCGUGUCGUCGUGAUCGGUGAUCUGAUUGGUCCGCCCUCGCACGUAGUGGGCGGGGUUUAUUUUGGGCACCAGGCUCCAACUUGUGCGUUAUUAUGCGUGAAGGCAGCGACAGUGUGGGCUCGCGCCGCUCCGAGCGACACGAACGCACGAGACUAGGUGACUUUUAAAUGAAGUGGAGACCUCAGCCUCGCGGGGAGACUAUCGAUACGUAUUCUAAUCGAUAUCGCUGACUUUCCACAGCGUCGUGACUUUUUUGUUUGUUUGUUUUUACUCGUGUCACAAAAUUGGUGUCCUUUUACGGGCUCGCGACUGAUAAUGAACCCGCCGGACUGCACAGGUGUGUUGACAGGUUAAUCAGCGGUUAAUCACCUUUUUUGUUUUGACGCUCGCCUCUUCAUGGAGUUGUCUCGGCUCAGAAAUCGGUGAUUUCGGUUCACGUAAUGGAGCGGCAGCGUUUCUUGGCGUCUGCAAGCGGCGAGAGUCGGUCCUCGUCCUCGGGCUCGGACACGCUGUCCGAGAGCGAGGACAUCUCGGCGGUACUGGAGAUCAAAGUUUCUGGGGACGGAGACGACGGCAACAGCUCGGACUCCGAAGGUGUCAACGAAGUGGGGGACGACAGAAACCCGGAGUAUGGCAAGGAGACGCCGGGGGAUGAAGAGUGUGAGGAAGGAGAAGAAGACGAAAAGUUGGACAACAUCCUCUACCCUCCCUCCAGGUCCCUCAGGAAGUCCAGUAACCCAGACCUGACUCAUGGAUUAAGUCCUGCUCUCAAAUUUAAACGACAUCUCAGUGAGGAUGGAAAACACGUUCGAAGGAGGAGCCUGGGGGGUGGUCUCACAGGAAAGUACCUUCUGCUGCCCACCAACCCCCAGCAGACACCGACGGCAUGGCAGCCGUCAUCUGAGAUCUCUAACCUGGUCCGUAUGUGUUCCCUGAAUCUCGGAAAGUCGGACCCCUCCCUCACCUCCAGCCUGAAAGAGCUGAGUCUUCCUAGAAGAGGCAGUUUCUGCAGAACGAGCAACAGAAAAAGCCUGAUAGGAAGCGGCCAGUCAUCAGGUUUACCACGGCCUCACUCCCCUCUCUCGUCUCUUACUGGAACAAGCCCACAGGACAGUCCCAGAAAUUUCUCUCCGAGUGCCUCUGCUCAUUUUUCCUUUGCACGAAGUCAUUGCCACAGAACAGACAGGACUGAUGGUCGCCGCUGGUCGUUGGCCUCCCUUCCCUCCUCUGGAUAUGGAACCAACACGCCCAGCUCCACUGUCUCUUCAUCCUGUUCAUCACAGGAGAAGCUGCACCAGCUGCCCUUCCAGCCUACGCCUGAUGAACUGCACUUCCUCUCCAAGCACUUCUGCACUGAGAGCAUCUCCGGGGAUGAAUGUCGCAGAGCGACAGCCAUGCGACCCCGCUCACGCAGUCUCAGCCCUGGAAGAUCUCCAUCAUGUUACGACCAUGAGAUUAUUAUGAUGAAUCACGUCUACAAGGAGCGGUUUCCUAAGGCCACGGCUCAGAUGGAGGAAAGGAUUCAGGAGAUCAUCCGCAGUAACUCUCCAGAGAGCGUCCUCCCUUUGGCAGAUGGUGUACUCGGCUUUGCCCACCACCAGAUAAUUGAACUGGCCCGUGACUGUCUGGAGAAGAGCCGGCUAGGACUCAUCACCUCCAGCUAUUUCUGCGAACUGACUGACAAGCUGGAGAGGCUCGUCCAGGAGUCCACAGAGAGAUCAGAAAGCGAGGAGGUAAAUUUCAUCAGAGAGCUGGUGAAGAAGAUCCUCAUCGUCAUUGCCCGACCUGCUCGACUGCUGGAAUGCCUGGAGUUUGACCCAGAGGAAUUUUACCACCUUUUGGAGGCCGCUGAAGGACACGCUAAAGAGGGCCAGGGCAUCAAAACCGACAUCCCUCGUUACAUCAUCAGCCAGCUGGGACUCACGCGGGAUCCUCUGGAAGAAAUUGCUCAGCUGACCAGCUGUGACAGCGGGAUCGCAGAAACCCCAGAAACAGACGACUGCUCUCAGAGCCUCAGCACAGCCUUGCGGUCCCGGCGAAAACCCCGUGAAUUGGACUUUGAGAUGACAAAACUCAUCAGCAAUGGUGCCUAUGGAGCUGUUUAUCUGGUUCGCCACAAGGAAACUAAGCAGCGAUUUGCCAUGAAGAAGAUCAACAAGCAGAACCUGAUUUUGAGGAACCAGAUACAGCAGGCCUUUGUGGAGAGGGACAUCCUCACCUUUGCUGAGAACCCUUUUGUGGUGUCCAUGUACUGCUCCUUUGAGACUCGGCGGCACCUGUGCAUGGUUAUGGAAUAUGUUGAAGGGGGGGACUGUGCCACGCUUUUGAAGAACAUGGGUCCUCUGCCUGUGGAUAUGGCCAGGAUGUACUUUGCAGAGACGGUACUGGCUCUGGAGUAUCUCCACAACUAUGGCAUUGUCCACAGAGACCUCAAACCAGACAAUUUGCUGGUUACAUCAAUGGGGCACAUUAAGCUCACAGACUUUGGGUUGUCCAAAGUUGGACUGAUGAACAUGACCACUAACCUGUAUGAGGGACAUAUAGAGAAAGAUGCCAGAGAAUUCUCAGACAAGCAGGUAUGUGGAACCCCUGAGUAUAUUGCUCCAGAGGUGAUCCUGAGACAGGGUUACGGGAAGCCGGUGGACUGGUGGGCAAUGGGCAUCAUCCUCUACGAGUUCCUUGUGGGCUGUGUGCCUUUUUUCGGAGACACACCAGAGGAGCUGUUCGGGCAGGUCAUCAGCGACGAGAUCAACUGGCCUGAGGGAGAGGAUGCCCCGCCUCCUGACGCUCAGGAGCUCAUCACCUUGCUGCUCAGACAGAAUCCCCUGGAACGAAUGGGUGCAGGUGGAGCUGCCGAAGUAAAGCAGCAUCAGUUUUUCCACAACCUGGACUGGAACGGGCUGCUGAGGCAGAAGGCUGAGUUUAUUCCACAGCUCGAGUCGGAAGACGACACCAGCUACUUUGACACUCGCUCUGAGAGAUACCAUCACCUGGAGACCGAGGAAGAGGAUACGAACGAUGAAGACUUCAACGUGGAGCUGCGGCAGUUCUCCUCUUGUUCUCACAGAUUCUCAAAGGUGUACAGCAGCCUGGAUUUGUCUCGUGGGCACCUGGAGGAGAAAGGAGAGACGGAGGAGAAGAAGAGUGAGAGCCCACUGACUGUGGACUCUCUCAGCUGGACACCAGACUUUGCUGAAAUGCCCUCGUUGUCCCACUCGACAGACACAGACAGUGUGAAUCAGGGCCCCCGGCCCAGCUUGCUACCAAAGUUUGCCAUCUCAGCUGAGAGCGAAGGGGACGAGACCUCGGGCCUCGGUGACCCCAGCAAGGCCUCCUUCUCCAUCGGAGAGCUCCCGCAGGACGAGCCUGAUGCUACGACGCCAGGCAGCACCCACAGCGGAGCCACGCUCUCUGGAAGUUUCUCAGAACAUCUGGAUCAGCUGACACCCAGAGGUGAAGGGGUGGAGAGCCCCGACAGUACCAGCCAUACACCCGCAGACCAGGCGGCUCAGACCGCCUCUCUGCGGCCUGAGAGUGCUGCAGAGAAAACUGGAGCUGUGGCAAAAGUCCCAAAGUCAGUGUCAACUAGUGCCCUUUCCCUUAUGAUCCCUGGUGAUAUCUUCGGGGUGUCCCCGCUGGCCAGCCCCCUGUCUCCUUACUCCCUCUCCUCAGACCCUUCCUCCCGAGACUCCUCUCCAAGCCGAGACUCCUCCCUCUGCGCCUCCAACACGCGGCAGCCCGUCGUCAUCCACAGCUCUGGGAAGAAGUUCGGCUUCACGCUGAGGGCAAUCCGGGUGUAUGCUUGUGACAGUGACAUCUACACUGUCUAUCACAUGGUCUGGAAUGUGGAAGACGGUGGGCCUGCACAUAAAGCAGGACUCAAAGCUGGAGACCUCAUUACUCAUGUCAACGGAGAACCAGUCCACGGCCUUGUCCACACUGAAGUGGUGGAGCUCCUGCUCAAGAGUGGUAGUAAAGUGGCCAUCUCCACAACCCCCUUUGAGAAUACCUCGAUAAAAACCGGUCCGGCCAGGAGGAACAGCUACAGGAGCAAGAUGGUCAGAUGUGCCAAAAAGCCCAAGAAGGAGAAGACACCAGAAAGGCGGCGCUCCCUUUUCAGGCGUUUUGCCAUGCAGCCCUCUCCUCUCCUGCACACAAGCCGCAGCUUCUCCUCCCUCAACCACUCCCUGUCAUCUGGUGAGAGUCUCCCCGGCUCCCCUACCCACAGUCUCUCCCCUCGCUCCCCCACCGCCACCUUCCGCCCCGCACCAGAUUUCACCCAGUCAGGUGGCAACUCCUCCCAGAGCAGCUCUCCCAGCUCCAGCGCUCCAAACUCCCCGGCAGGCUCAGGCCACAUUCGCCCCAGCACCCUCCACGGCCUCGGCUCCAAACUGCCCGGUCAAAGGCUUCGUCAGGGGCGCCGCAAGUCCGCUGGCAGCAUUCCCCUUUCUCCUUUGGCUCGCACACCCUCACCCACCCCCCAGCCAACAUCCCCUCAGCGCUCACCCUCUCCCCUUCUUAGUGGACAUUCUGUUGCCAUUUCCAAGACAACCCAAGCCUUCCCUGCCAAGAUACAUUCCCCACCCACGAUUGUACGCCACAUUGUGCGCCCCAAGAGUGCUGAGCCACCUCGGUCCCCGCUCCUAAAACGAGUCCAGUCCGAGGAGAAGCUGUCCCCCUCAUACACAGGAGAUAAGAAGCACCUGUGUCCCAGAAAACACAGCUUGGAGGUGACCCAAGAAGAGGUGCAGGAUGAGGAGCUGAGGCCCGGGGAGCGGGAUUACACCGUCCUGCAGAGUGUGGAAGAAACAGCCUGCGAGCCGCUGGCAAUCACCCGUGUACGACCCGUUGAGCAGGGCUGCUUAAAGAGGCCUGCCAGUCGCAAGAUGGGUCGGCAGGAGUCUGUUGAGGACCUCGACAAGGAAAAACUCAAGUCCAAGAUGGUUGUGAAGAGGCAGGACUGGUCAGAGAGGAGGGAGUCUCUGCAGAAGCAAGAUGCCCUGCGAGAAUCUGACUCAUCCACCUUGUGUGGUGAUGACAGGGAUGAAAGUUUUCUGGUCCGAGGGCAAAACAAACCCCAGAGCAGCCCAGAGUCUGGGCCUCUGGAGGCCAAAGCUGCCAGCACCACACUUAAAGACGUCCUGUAUAAGAAACUCACGACACGAGUCUCUGAGGGCAUCGGCGAACCACCUGGGGGCAGCAGUGAAAAUGAAGGAGGUCUCCGGACAACUCUCUGCUCCAUUCACCCAGAGUGGCAGCACUCCAGGCAGGGUAAAGACAACAUGAAGCCGGACAGACUGGACUUCAAAGCUCCCAACAUCGAGUUCACCAGGAAGAGGCUGUCAUUCGAAGAACGAGAAGACUGCAUGUGUCGGCUGUCUUCUGGCAUCCAUGAGAACCUCCACUUUGGCUCCACCAGGUCAAAGAGCCUCCAACUGGACACGGCCAUGCCUCAUGACCACAUGAAGGCAGGACUGGGAAGUGUGAUCUCCAGCCCCGAAGGUCUGGCCCCCAAGCUUUUCUCCGGCAGAGGAGAGAGUGCUGUGGAAAAACUGCAGCUCAUCUCCUCGGCAGAGUCUCCCCUUCGAAAGACAUCGUCUGAAUACAAACUUGAAGGACGCCACGUCUCCUCCCUCAAACCUCUGGAGGGCACCCUGGAUAUUGGCCUGCUCUCUGGGCCCAGAGUCUCCAAAACAGAAACUUGUUUAUCCAAGAUGACGGAGACCACGAGCGACUCUGUUUCUGUGAGCCCUCCAAUUUGGCUUCAGAGCCCCACUGAGAGACAGAUAACCAUCCCCCAGAUGAAAACUACAGACAAGCUGAAGAGCCUCCUGACCGGCUGCCCGAGCCCCGAAGCUGUUUCCUCUCUAAAUAGCAUAGUUGUCUCCAAAGAGCAGCCAAAUAACACAGCCACAGAAGUGAAAAUCAGUACAAGUGAUGAGAAAACACAGGAUAGGCAUAGUGAAUCAUUAAAGGCCCCAAACACCAAAGUGGAGGCCUCAACUUUUGCUAUGAAACAAGAGAGCAGACCCGGCAUGAAGGCCACUUCAUCGCUGGCUCACGAACAUAGGGGCCCUCGACACAGCUCUCACUUCUCCUCCUGUGGAAAAACACCCUCCAUACGGGAAGUCAGCAAUGAAGAUCAGGAGGACGAAGUGGAGCAGCAGGAAGUCACAGCACGCACUACAUCACAAAGUGCUGCCAGCCCCAAGACAGCAGCCUCUUUCACUUCACCCAAGCUGGAGGUGGACAUAAAAAGUUCCCCCGCACCUACACAAGCAGAGACUUUGGCUGCGGAUGCCAAUGACGCAUUACCUGUGUCACCGAAGCAGAGUAUAAACUCCGGUCUGGAUAUGGGUCAGUGUCAGAGCUGUGAGAAAAAACCAGCUACUGCACAGACCACAAGCAUGGCCUCUGUUCCUAAGGUGAAUGUACAGAACAGCUCUGCAUCUGCUCACGUUCCAGAGACUGUGCUUUCAAAACAGCAAGUGCGGAACAUCUGCUCUUCAAACACAGAGCCGCAGCUUUCUGUCGCAACAACGGCGUCUGGUUCUGUACAUGACAGUAAAUCCUGCAGUUCAAAAUCAGAAGGCCAGGACAGCCCUGAAAGAUCCGUCAGUGAGGACCGUGUGCCGUCUAACAGGUCGGCCGUGAAAGCGGUCGGGGAUAAAGGAGGCGCAGUUGCAAAAGCGGAGGCAAAACCAAAAGUGGAGCUGAAGAGAGACGUUUCUAGGGUGAACUCGGGCGCCUCAUUACAAAAUGCUGCAGAAGUCACACUGAGCAUAAACAAAAAGGAAAACACUGUGUCUGUUGGUAAAAUAGAGAGCGGUAGCACAUCGGUGCGGAAGAGGGAAGAUCCCAUAUCACCAAAGACGAAGAAUAACGGCAACACGAAAGACUCAGAGCAGCAAUCAAAGAACUAUCCAGCUGAAAAAGCACAACACAAAUCAUCUGAUUCACAAUCCUGCCCCUCUAAAAAAGAAGAAACUGUCGUCGGUGUGAAAGAAAACACUGUGGUCCUUUCAACCAAACAGAAAAGUUUGGCUUCAGCAACAGCGAGCGAAAAUGUUGUGAGUACCAAAAGUAAGUCGAAGCCUGACCCACAACCUGUGCCACACAGCGGCCUGAAGGCAGAGAAGGAGACAGUGAAGUCUCAUAGUGCGGCUCCUCCUGUCUCAGUAGCUAAGGGCAGUCCAACUUCAAAACAGAGCGAUCUGUGUAAAGAAUCAGCGCUCUCGGCUUCAAACGUGCAAACAACCCAUGACGCUAAGCGGAAAGAAGCCUUGUUGCCAUCCGCUGGAGCUGACGUAAAGCGGGAGGAAUCGGUGCAGCGGCCACAUUCUUCCACUCUCGCCGACGUGAAGCAAAGAGAAACCCAGCCCAAAAGCUCUGUAGCAACCACAGCUCAUACAGUAAAAGAAAACGCUGACUCAAAGCCAAAAUCUCUGCCUCCUAAAGCUGCGCCCUCCUCCCCAGCUCUAAAAACUUCUGUAGCUCCAGCUCCAAUUAUUAAACCAAGUCUUGAUGCCAAACACAAAGACCCCUCGCCCAAAAACCAGGCCCCAGUCGUUAAAGACCAUCAUGACUCAAAACCAAAAGACAUUAACUCUUCUCAUACUGCACCUCCGCAUCAGCUGCAGCAGCUCAGGAAGGAGCCUCUGCCACCGUCAAACGUUUCAUCUCAGCCUGAUUCACCACCAGUGCUGCUCAAACCUGCAGCGAAAAAAGAAACGCCUUCGCCGAGCACUGGAGCUGUCUCAGCCAGGGCCUCCGCCUGUGCACCCCACGAGACUGGCGCCAAGAUAUUGAAGGAGGGCCCCAAGGCUGAAACGCUCAAACCGGACAGUCACAAGGGCCCAGAUACCAGAACCACCACCCCUGACAAACAGGUGUCCUCCAGCCGGAAGGAACAGGCUGAGAGGAAGAAAAAAGAAACUGUUCAAGACGUCACGCCGACGCAGAAAAACACAAAAAGAGACGCAUCCAGGGCUGCUCCGUCUACGCAGAAAGACAGUUCGGACAGAGACGGCGGCAGGUGCAAGCAGCAGAAGGAGUCACCACGUAGUAACAAAAAGUAAAGAGGGAGGAGAGAAAAUAUCAGCUGACAUUAUCACGUCUCAUAAUCCAGAUGUAGUAACAUGUUAGAAAUGAUUUGUGCGGCCAUCAUCAUGCCUUCUUUUUUUUUUUUUUUGUUUGAGGACCGGGCAAGCUGUUACAUGCUCAUAGAGAGGUAGGCGUGUGUGUGUGUGUGUGUGUGUGUGUGUGUGUGUGUGUGUGUGUGUGCGUGCGCGUGUUUGUGUGUGUGCGUUUAAUAAGAUGACAUAUGACAACACAAGUUAGCGUUUCUAGGUCUGAAUGUAGGCAAUCACUUGCUGAUGAUUUGUGGUAUUUUCUGAAUUUAGUGAUUUACUUUUAAUUGAAUGUUUGGAAGUUGUGUUUCUGUUCAUCGCAGAAUGCUUUGUGCAAUCAGUAUGUCAGGGGCAAUAGGGAGGAGCCUUACAAAGGUUGUGAUGUACUGGAGAGUCAGUGCCAUAAAUGAUUUUUGAAUUGCACUCUUACUUCCCGAGGCGAAGGACCUGAUGUUGACGUCUUUUAAUGCAGUAGACCACGCGAUUUUGCUGAGCAAUUUAGCAAAUGUAUCACGUGUCUGUUCAGUGUAAUCAGAUUGUCUCUAAGUUGGGUUUUGUGCAGUGGUACACAGAGGAAGUGCACUAUGUCCUGUGCUUUUCACCUAAAACCUAAAAAAAAAAAAAAAAGUAAACAAAAAAAAAACCCCACAGAGAAUCAUCCUACGGUUCUAGAAAUCAUUAAUUAGUGUAGGGGCCUUAGAAUUAUGGGAAAUAAAACUUGCUGUUCUUAGCAAGAUGUGGUGUUUAUUCACAUUCCUCUGACAUCUGUACAUAGAUUUUUGAUUUUUAUGCAAUAUGGUGUAAAUAUGAUAACACUGUAAAACUGGGAUACAUGGGCUUAACAUGAUUGUUGUUUGUAUUAUAUGUAUAGAUUUUGCAGUGUCAUGUUUGUACGCUCAAACAUUAGAGUAUCAUAACUCUGUGGUCUGAAGUAAGCUACCGUGAUGUAUCUCAUCGAAGGCGUCCUCUCCCUUGUGUGACGUCUAACGUGUUUUCACAUGUUCCAAGAUGAACAUGAAGAGAAAGGAAGAGGCAUGAGGGGGUAACUGGGCUAUUUCUCAAAAUGUAGCAUUAUAUAACAAAACUGUGAGGGCUGUCAGGAAUGUCUUUACUGUUGACGGUGUAUUUGCUGGCUGACCGCGGCUUGAAGAAUGACGACUGUGUAAAAUAUGAAAUGUUGUGUUUGAUUCAUGAGAUGAACCAGCAGCAGCAGCUCUGCAUAUGUUUUUUUUUUUUAAGGUUUUUUUAAGGCAUCAUCUCUGGUUAUGUCCACGUCUGUGCAGAGUGAUACAAGAUCAGUCGUGAGUAAGACAAGUACACAGAAGUGCUUCACUGUCAGUGUUUCAGAGAACUUCGAUGUCGGGCUUCGGUCCGUGUUGUUGAAGUUUGUGUGUUAGUGUUUCGGACUCUUCAUCAUGAGCCAGCAGCUUAAAGGUUCACCUGGGUAAAGAUUUUAAAUGAGGAAUCCUGAUUAUUUGCAUAGUUCAUGUCCACAACAUACUUUUGUGUGUGCAAUGUGCAAAUACUUGGUACUACACAUAUAGGCUGUCAUAUAUCAGCAUUCACUUUCUGCAAUUUACACACACAAACACACACACAUACACACACACAUACAUGUGUCUGUACUGUAGAUGCCUUUAAAUUACAAACCCUAAAUGACAACCAGAAAGUAGCCUAGGACACUAAGUAUGUAAUGCAGUAUUUGCUCUGUUGUGCUGGCUAUAUAAGAAUAAUAAUCUUGUCUACCACGUAUACUCUAUGUCGACAAGUCAAACAGAAAAUACUUCAUUCGACACGACAGAAUAUAGUUUAUCUAAAUGGCAAACUAUCUGAGAAUGACACUGAAACACGAGAUGGAUUGCAGAGAUUUUAAUGUUAAAAGAAUCUGAUGUUUACUUGCAUUGGAUAUUGUAAAUGUAUUGCUGAUGUAUUGUGAGAGAAUAAAUGCACCUUAAUGUUUGCCAGUAGUUCAGUUCAGAAGGUGAGCAAAAGAAGAAAAUUAGAACUGAGAACGGUUUAUUAAUUCCCCGCUCGUCCCGAAAUGAAUCACUGAAUUUUUAUUUUAACAAAUAACCGUGUCGUAUUUCCCCCCUCCCACACACACACACACACACACACACAGACGACUGACAUUUAAAUCCUCAAAGCACAUUCAAUGUUUGUUUACGAAGCAUCAUGGAUGUAUAUUUUGUAUAUUGUUGAUUUGCCAAAUCUAUGUUCUGUGUCACAGGUAAUGUUGUUUAUAGUAGUGUGAGACUUUGCUCCCUGGCCACCACGAUGUUUAAUACGAACAUUUGUUUGUGCAGUAAUCAGUGUCUUUUCAUACGUCAGGUUCUUCUUUGUCUGCUUGUCUUUUCAGUUUUCUUUUUUUUCCCUCCUCUGUGCAAAACUAGUAUUAGAUGAACUUGCUUACAAUGGUUUGUCUUUUAGAAUAUGUGCAAUAAAAGUGUUUUGAGUUUUGUAUUUUGCCCAAGGAAAGCUCUAUGGAUGUCAUAGAUGUUGUAUAUUAAAACAGAUAUUUAUACUUCUAAUGUUGCAUAAUACUGAAAAUAAAAUGGAGUUAUAAAUUA